Molecule: messenger RNA, 1287 nt
Organism: Ochlerotatus camptorhynchus
Lineage: Eukaryota; Metazoa; Arthropoda; Insecta; Diptera; Culicidae
Exons: 4
Coding region: 1-1287 (428 amino acids)
Source: RefSeq, a predicted model, not a curated record
AUGAUUCGCAACUAUCCGUGCAAGACGACACGCUGUCUGUAUCCGUCACCUCAGGAGUGGAAGAAAAUUCAUCGUCACAAGGGCCAAAAGUGUACGGCACAAGUUCCAGUUGCUCCUAAAAAUAAUGACCUUCCUACGUCAGUUAAAUUGGCCAAAUUCGAAGUCGACUGGAAAAUAAUUCCAAACGACGUAAUGCAUCAGCUGCAAGGCCGUCAACCUAACGUUGGAUACAGGGGAAUAUCGGAAACAAACUACAACCGAUUUGUUGACCACGUAACUGCUCAAAUAAGGACCACAAGUGCAAAGAUUCCGUUCUUUGUCUUUAGAAGAGUUGCUCUAAAGAUCAUCAACAAAUAUCCCACACUCCGAGAUUGCGAUGACGAAGGACAUACCAUAGGUGACGGGUCUAAUAGUUUAGCUGACAAACUACGCAAUCAUAAUGCUUAUUUAAACAGAGCCCAUCGAAGUGAAGUACAUACCACACGUCGCAAGGUUUGCUUCAAUCGUCGAUGUACAGUGGGUGUACGCCCAGAAUACUUCAAAUCCGGUACAAAUCAUUGUAGUAAAGACCUUUUAAUUGUGCUUACAAGAAAACGAGUUGACAACUUGAACGAAGAUGCUUUGAUUGGCACAGAAGCUUUCAUUCGCCAUAAAAUUGACAGUUCUAUCUAUCUACACACGCUGCAUCAGGAAUUGCCAUCGAUUGGUAGGAACGAGGUUCUAAACUACCAUUUCUAUAGAGCCACUGGGUGUAGUGCUGAAGCAUUCAGUACUAAUUUCGCGAAAAAAAGAGCAAAAUUAAUCGAAGUGUCGAAGUCUUACAAGCGACCGCUGCAUAUUCCAUCUAAAGCAUCUGAUUUUGAUGUACUUGAAGGCGUUUCAAGAUUGCUUGGGGAAAAUGUUUCAUCGUUAAUUCACGAAAUUGAGGAUAUCCAUGAGAUGCAGUCAACUGAUAACUUCCCUUCAAUUGUGUUCCUUGAUCAGACCGACAAUGGGCAAAAGUUUUUUAUUCAGGCCGAAAACACACUAUUGACCUUAGGCGUCAAUAAUAUCAUUCAUGCGUUCCAGCAGCUUUUGGCUGUAUAUUUUGUGUAUUUCUACAAAUAUCCUAAAGAUGUAUCCAAAACACUAGAAUUUCUCCAAAUGUUCCUUUUGAAGCUGUAUCCAGAAAAUGGCACGCGCUCAACGGCCACUAUUGUUGGAAGACAUCAGCGUAUGGUGACUUCAUUACUAUCAAAAAUAUCAAAAUUGGAUUGGAGAAAACAACAGACCGAAAAUAAGAACUAG